Molecule: messenger RNA, 1895 nt
Organism: Gopherus evgoodei (Goodes thornscrub tortoise)
Lineage: Eukaryota; Metazoa; Chordata; Testudines; Testudinidae
Gene: CDK15
Product: cyclin dependent kinase 15
Exons: 14
Coding region: 1-1299 (432 amino acids)
Biological process (GO): protein phosphorylation
Cellular component (GO): cytosol; nucleus; cytoplasm
Molecular function (GO): cyclin binding; cyclin-dependent protein serine/threonine kinase activity; ATP binding
Source: RefSeq, a predicted model, not a curated record
AUGGGGGAAGCGCUGUGUGUAAAUGCUCUCAAACCUGGACCAUGCUGUUGCUGUUCAGAGAGACAGGGCUCUCAACACAGUCAGAGUACCCAGUCCGUGGAAGUGGAGUCUAUGAUGGAGUUAUCAGAUCUGAACAGAGUGCCACAUCCCAUGGAUUCACUCCAGUGGUUCCAAACAUUCCAGCUACAAAAGUCUGGGAGGAAGAGACCACGGAGUAACAACGAUCCUUCCCAGCAGACAGAUUUUGUGAAGAGAUUCCAGUGGCAGAGACAGAGCCUCCCGUUUGGAACGGCUUCAUCCUACCUGAAUCUGGAGAAGCUGUGCGAAGGUUCUUACUCUACAGUUUACAAGGGGAUUAGCAGAAUAAAUGGCCAGUUGGUGGCUUUGAAAAUAAUCAAGCUGGAGACAGAGGAAGGAGUGCCUUUUACCGCCAUCCGAGAAGCUUCUCUUCUCAAGAGUCUGAAACAUGCCAAUAUUGUGCUCCUGCAUGACAUUAUCCAGACAAAGGACACACUGACAUUUGUCUUCGAGUACAUGCACACGGAUCUGGCACAGUAUAUGGCCCAGCAUCCUGGAGGACUUCAUGCUCACAAUGUCAUGCUCUUCAUGUUCCAACUUUUGCGAGGCCUGGCUUAUAUCCACCAACAACACAUUCUUCAUCGUGAUCUGAAACCCCAGAACUUGCUCAUCAGUUGCCUGGGCGAGCUCAAAUUAGCUGACUUUGGUCUUGCUCGUGCCAAGUCCAUCCCCAGUCAGACAUAUUCCUCUGAGGUGGUGACGCUCUGGUACCGUCCUCCUGAUGUGCUUCUCGGAGCCACUGAUUAUUCUUCUGAUUUGGAUAUCUGGAGUGCAGGCUGUAUAUUCGUUGAAAUGCUCCAGGGUCAACCCAUGUUCCCAGCAGUUACUGGUACUCUGGAACAGCUGGAGAAGAUCUGGGCGGUGCUGGGGGUUCCAACUGAGGAUACCUGGCCAGGACUUUCCAAGCUUCCCAACUAUAAACCAGAGAGGGUCAUCUCCAGUAGACCUCAGGGGCUCCAGAUGAUCUGUGCCAGGCUGGGCCGGGUGCCAGGAGCUGAAGACCUGGCAUCGAAAAUGUUAAAAGCUUUUCCUCGAGAGCGGGUCUCUGCACAGGAUGCACUUGUUCAUAACUUCUUCAGUGCUCUGCCAUGUCAGCUGUAUCAGCUUUGUAAUGCACAGUCACUGUUUACAGUUCCAGGAGUGAGGCUGCAGCCAGAAAUCUGUGACCUAUUUGCUCCUUACCAGAGGGGUCAUCGCCAAGCCAAUUCAAGCAAGUUUUAGUGAAAAACAAGAAAAACAAGAAUGUUCAACGGCCUUUUAGUUUAACGUCCGUCUGCCAGCUGAUUGGAUUCCCUUCUACAGAAGUGGAGGUCAUCCAAACUAUUCAGACCCAUCUCCCCACAGAAGGUGGACCAGUGUUCUACAAAACACAGACCUUCCACUCUAAGCCACUCACCUAGCCCAUGGUUCACUUCCAGAAUCUUCUGCCUUCUGUCUUUCUUCGCUUGCGGGACUGGAAGGAUCUCAGAAAAGAUCGCUUGGGUAGUCUUCUUCUUCAGCAUGCGCCCAAGUUCCAUGAUGCCAUCUAUUAUCGGUGAGAUAUUCCACAAUGCAGUGUCUUUAAUGCCAACGUGAACCAUGACCAACGGAUCCUUGCCCGUCCAUUUCAGAAGCCUAGCCAAUCUUCAAGUAACAUCUAAUGUCUUGGCUCCAGGUAGGCAGAACGCCAUGCUGUUGUCCACUUCUAUGUUCUUUCAGCUCUUCUGAGUACUGAAUUCCUAACAAGGAUCAUCUAUCUUCCUUGGACAGUUGGAGAAUUCUUUGUGGGCAAACUGACUUUUCUUACGAGUUGGGCCAAGCUGCCAUCCACAGAAGUA